Drosophila ananassae is the source of this 2071-nucleotide messenger RNA. RefSeq names its product protein gustavus (gene gus). Gene Ontology annotation, biological process: proteasome-mediated ubiquitin-dependent protein catabolic process. The coding region runs from base 268 to 1314 and encodes 348 amino acids. Lineage: Eukaryota; Metazoa; Arthropoda; Insecta; Diptera; Drosophilidae. The record is from RefSeq and is a predicted model, not a curated record. The transcript is spliced from 3 exons. Gene Ontology annotation, cellular component: SCF ubiquitin ligase complex. Gene Ontology annotation, molecular function: protein binding.
UGACUGUAAUCACCCUGUCUCAGUGCAGCCUCAAACUACUGUGGAAGUAUUUGCGAAACGGUUGAUUGUGUAUUAAAACGUUUUUUUCACAAUUAAAAAUAAAUAUUUUCGCUUGAAUACAAUUUAAGUUACCUAUAUAUGUAUUUAAAGCCGAUUAUCUUUAUAUACAACAAAUAAUAACUAGUCAAAUCAAGUUUUACUAGUUAAAUUGAUUAGUUCUGUGUAGCUGACGCCAUUUUGUCGAUAUAACAAUUUGCCUUAUAAUAGAUGGAACUUGGAAAAAAAAGGUAUAAGGGUGGCCGGACACCUAUUAGGUCCAGUGAAAGGCGGCGUCCUCAAAGUGUUUCCUCUUUAUCCACAAUAUCCCCGAGAGUUGUGUUGUCCAGAUUGGAACCCAGGGAUUUUGAACGCCUUCGAUUAUCUUAUAAAGUUGCAAUCGACCAAAGAAGAUCUAGAAGCUGCCGUGGCAUGAACAUGGGUCAAAAAAUAAGUGGUGGAGUCAAAACCGUUAGUCGAAAUGAUUCACAGUCUACAUUUAAACCCAUAAUACCUAGAGAAUUGCAAGCAGAUUUUGUCAAACCAGCACGUAUUGAUAUUUUGCUUGAUAUGCCGCCAGCGUCUCGAGAAUUACAGAUGAAGCACUCUUGGAACUCUGAGGAUAGAUCUUUGAAUAUUUUUGUAAAGGAAGAUGAUAAGUUGACCUUUCACAGACAUCCUGUCGCGCAAAGCACCGAUUGCAUUCGAGGAAAAGUGGGUCUCACGAAAGGAUUACAUAUCUGGGAAAUAUUUUGGCCGACUAGACAAAGAGGAACACAUGCUGUUGUAGGCGUAUCCACAGCUGAUGCCCCAUUGCAUUCAGUUGGCUAUCAAAGUUUAGUAGGAUCAACAGAACAAAGUUGGGGUUGGGACUUAGGAAGAAAUAAAUUGUAUCAUGACUCUAAAAACUGUGCCGGGGUCACAUAUCCAGCCAUUCUAAAAAACGACGAAGCAUUUUUGGUUCCAGACAAGUUUUUAGUAGCCUUAGAUAUGGACGAAGGAACAUUAAGCUUUAUUGUUGAUCAACAAUACCUCGGCAUUGCAUUUAGAGGCCUAAGAGGAAAAAAAUUAUAUCCAGUUGUUUCGGCAGUUUGGGGUCACUGUGAAAUAACUAUGCGCUACAUUGGUGGAUUAGAUCCUGAGCCUUUGCCAUUGAUGGAUCUAUGCCGACGAACUAUUCGGCAAAAAAUUGGGCGUGUGAAUUUGGAGGAACGUAUUCAACAGCUUCAACUUCCGCUAUCUAUGAAAACAUAUUUACUGUAUAAAAAUCGUAGAUAAUAUUUUUGAUAAGUAAAGGGAGAACCAAUUUCUAUAUUUUUCCUGCAUGUGAUGAAAGCAGUAAAAAUUUGUGUAAGAUUUAAAUAGACUUAGAUCAAUGUUAGCUUCUCUGUCCUCUAACAUUAAAAGUAAAAUUAAUAAAUUCCUAACAAUUAAUAAAUUAGUUUAAAAAGUGCGUAUUGUGCACAAAAAUCGCAGUAUACAUUUUACAGUAACAUCAUAUUUUUCAAAACAUUGGCGGAACAUAUUUCUGGAUGUACACAUCUACAUUUAAAAAAAUUGUAAAAAUAAAUAUAAACUUAAUGAGCAAUUUUUUAGUCCAAUAACAUUUUGGAUGGUCUUUUAAAUAUAUAAUGGAACUUCUAAUGUAUUUUUCAUUGAGUUUUAUUAAUAUUUUAAACACAUGUACAAAUUGUUAGGUGCAAUAUCUUAAAACAAAUAGGGAAGAGAAUUUAAUUGAAACAUUUUUUAAAAUAGCAAUCAUGGAAGCAUGGACAAUUUAAUGUCAAUCGGAAGUGAAAUAUGGUAUUAUACAAAAUUCGAAGCAUGAAAUUCAUGAAAUACUUGUUUUUUUAAUUAUUCUCAAAAUGGUUCAUAUAAAAAGUAAAUUCUUUAAUUUUAAGGUAAUUUGUACAAAGUUUUCACAGUACUUAAACUGUCGAUUUUGCACUUAAAAUGAAUUUUAGUUUAAUGUAUAAGAUAUAAAAAAAAAUUGAUAUGUAAUAAAAAGACAUUGAAAAUUUUACUAUUUCGUAAA